Messenger RNA from Colletotrichum higginsianum IMI 349063, 420 nucleotides. RefSeq names its product Upf0041 domain protein. The coding region runs from base 1 to 420 and encodes 139 amino acids. The record is from RefSeq and is a predicted model, not a curated record. Gene Ontology annotation, cellular component: mitochondrial inner membrane. The transcript is spliced from 3 exons. Lineage: Eukaryota; Fungi; Ascomycota; Sordariomycetes; Glomerellales; Glomerellaceae. Gene Ontology annotation, biological process: pyruvate import into mitochondria.
AUGGCUGCUCUCGUCAAGGCGAUCAACGCAAAGAUCAGGUCCAACCCUGUGUCGGACUAUGUCUGCUCUACCCACUUCUGGGGCCCCGUCUCCAACUUCGGUAUUCCCCUGGCCGCCGUCAUGGACACCCAAAAGUCCCCCGACCUGAUCUCCGGCCAGAUGACCGGUGCCCUCUGCAUCUACUCGGCCACCUUCAUGCGUUACGCCCUCGCCGUCCAGCCCAAGAACUACCUCCUCUUCGCCUGCCACUUCGUCAACGAGGGCGCCCAGCUCACCCAGGGAUACCGUUACAUGCAGUACAACUACUGGGGCGGCAAGGAGGCUUCCGCCACCAAGGAGGCCUUCGAGGGCGUCCAGAAGAAGGCCGAAGCCGUCGAGGCCAAGGUCGAGGACAAGGUCAAGCAGGCCAUCGGCAAAUAA